CCUCCUGAGUCAGGCUAACUUGCGCCAGAAGAGGUGGUGUCUGUUUUCCCCGCUAACAUUAUGAGUCGAGGCAUCUUUCACACAUGAAUACUGUUUAGUUUUUCACGGUUCUCUGCCAUCUCCUCCGCUGCUUCUUCGAAUUCUUUUAGGAUUCCCUGUUUUCUCAUCGGUGAAAUUUGCUUUCUUGAUUUGCCAAAGAGAUCUACCUGGUACUGCUUUGUAUUUGGUUUUUUUGGCCUAUCUUUGGCAGAAAUAUAUUUGCUUUGGUUUUCGGAGCAUCAUAUCCAAGAACUUCUGUUGUUGAUUUUUUUUCUUCUUCAAUUUGGAUCUGAUUUAUGCCGCUUGGAAAUUGAUAGAACUUGUGAGAAGUGAGCUCAUUAUUGGGUACGCUAUGAUUGAAGUUGGAAGACAGCUCAUGUGGUGUUGAAUAACAAAAUCUUUUAUCUUAUAAAGUUUGCCAGCUUGGGCUCAGCUCCUAAAACAAUGAGGGGAAGAAGUGAUGGAGGACAGAAUAGGCAUUUGGUUACUUUGAUGUGGGUUAUGGUGGUCUUUCUUGGUUUACUGUUUCUAUAUUAUGGAUCUUUCUUUGGUCCUGGAAAGCAGCAUGCCAGCACCACUAUAGAGUCGGUUAGUAAAUUACGAACAUUCAAGUGGGUUAGCGAUAACAAUGGAGGGAAUAUCAAAUCAGAUGAGUCUAUUUUUGGGCAGGAAGGUGGUGAUGACAAUUUCAUGCUUAAGACCUUUCCAGUGUGUGAUGAUCGGCAUUCUGAGUUGAUACCCUGCUUAGACAGAAAUCUUAUAUAUCAGAUGAGAUUGAAGCUGGAUUUGAAUUUGAUGGAGCACUAUGAAAGGCAUUGCCCUCAGCCAGAGAGGCGCUACAAUUGUUUGAUUCCUUCACCACCUGGCUAUAAGGUUCCUAUAAAAUGGCCAAAAAGUCGAGAUGAAGUUUGGAAAGUGAACAUACCUCAUACACACCUUGCACAUGAAAAGUCUGAUCAAAACUGGAUGGUUGAUGCGGGAGAAAAAAUUAAAUUUCCAGGGGGAGGCACUCAUUUUCAUUAUGGAGCAGAUAAGUAUAUAGCAUUAAUUGCAAAUAUGCUCGGCUUUCCAAAUAAUAAUCUCAACAAUGAAGGAAGGAUCCGGACAGUUCUAGAUGUUGGCUGUGGUGUUGCAAGCUUUGGGGGUUAUCUACUUUCAUCUGAUAUUGUAGCAAUGUCUUUCGCACCCAAUGAUGUGCAUCAAAACCAGAUCCAGUUUGCUCUUGAGAGAGGAAUUCCUGCUUACCUUGGUGUUUUAGGGACAAAGAGGCUCCCGUACCCUAGCAGAUCCUUUGAAUUUGCUCAUUGUUCUCGUUGUAGGAUUGAUUGGCUUCAAAGGGAUGGGAUUCUUCUGCUUGAGUUAGAUAGAUUGCUUAGGCCUGGAGGCUACUUUGCUUAUUCAUCUCCUGAAGCAUAUGCACAGGAUGAAGAGGAUCUUAGAAUAUGGAGGGAAAUGAGUGCUUUUGUUGAACGAAUGUGCUGGAAGAUUGCUGUUAAACGAAACCAGACUGUAAUUUGGGUCAAACCUCUAACAAAUGAUUGCUAUAUGAACAGAGAACCAGGCACUCGACCUCCUUUGUGCAGAGCCAAUGAUGAUCCAGAUGCAGUAUGGGGUGUACGGAUGGAAACCUGUAUUACCCCUUAUUCUAAACAGAUGCAUAGAGCUAGGGGUAGUGGAUUGGCUCCUUGGCCUGCUCGCUUAACUACUCCUCCUCCCCGUCUUGCUGAUUUUGACUAUACCAGUGAAAUGUUUACAAAAGACAUGGAAAUUUGGCGAAGAAGGGUUGACAAAUAUUGGAGCUUAUUGAAUCAGAAAAUCAAACCAAACACUGUAAGAAACUUGAUGGACAUGAAGGCAAAUAUGGGGUCAUUUGCAGCUGCUCUCAAGGACAAGGAUGUUUGGGUGAUGAAUGUUGUGCCAGAAGAUGGACCAAACACCCUUAAAAUAAUUUAUGACAGAGGCCUAAUAGGGACUGUACAUGACUGGUGCCAAGCCUUCUCAACCUACCCUCGAACCUAUGAUCUCCUCCAUGCAUGGACCGUCUUCUCUGAUCUUGAGAAGAAAGGCUGCAGUGCUGAGGACCUUCUCAUUGAGAUGGACCGUAUACUCAGACCAACUGGUUUUGUAAUUAUUCGAGACAAGCAGCCAGUUGUGAAAUUUAUAAAAAAGUAUUUGACAGCAUUGCACUGGGAAUCAGUAGCUGUGGCAGAUGCUGAGGCCAAUCCAGAUUCAGAAGAUACUGAGAUGGUGUUUGUGAUCCGGAAGAAAAUGUGGUCUGCAGAUGGGAGCCUCAAGGAUUCAGCAUAAUGUUAUCUUGACUGUGCAGGUUGGGCCAAAGAAGCGUUGCCUGAUUGCACAGAUCAUUUCUGUCAGCUGCAUAUUUUUAACUCUCCAGGUGUUACAGUUGAUUUUUAAACCCCUAAUCAGCUGAUUGUGGCUCUUUUACAAGCUCUUCAUGUUUGUUCUCUUUUGUUAAGUAAUAAGAAAACUGUCCUCAAGUGGCUCAUAAUUUGAUAGGCACAUGUCCCUUUUCUUUUGUUUUCUGCAGUGUGUAAACGAAGUUGAAGUAGAUUCCAGCAAGACAAGCCGUUAUUAUCACCAGAAA
Molecule: messenger RNA, 2644 nt
Organism: Phoenix dactylifera (date palm)
Lineage: Eukaryota; Viridiplantae; Streptophyta; Magnoliopsida; Arecales; Arecaceae
Product: putative methyltransferase PMT3
Cellular component (GO): endosome; trans-Golgi network; cytoplasm
Molecular function (GO): methyltransferase activity
Source: RefSeq, a predicted model, not a curated record